Molecule: messenger RNA, 2596 nt
Organism: Kogia breviceps (pygmy sperm whale)
Lineage: Eukaryota; Metazoa; Chordata; Mammalia; Artiodactyla; Physeteridae
Gene: CCDC122
Product: coiled-coil domain containing 122
Source: RefSeq, a predicted model, not a curated record
GGUGGCUGGGCGGGGCGCGAGGGAGCAGCGCGGGCCUCCCGACGGGGCGCGCGGCUGAGCGGCCUCGGGUCAAUGACCGCCUCCCCACGCCCGGGGGCGAUGAAACCCUUUCCCGGCGUCCGCGCUCCCAGUUCGGCCACAACGAGUCGCCGGCCCGGCAGCGCGGUCGGGACACUCGGUUUCCUCCCCAGAGCCCAGGCCUGAGAACCUCCUUGCGUUAGCCCUUGGCACUCUGUCCCAUCCAAGUUCAAGUAACGUGCUUUCUGAGGAGUAAAGAAGGUGAACUAAAAAGGGGAAGAGAGACACAAGAAUGUCAGGCAACAAAGAAAGGAAGAGUCAAGGAGUUCCUGAAGAAGCUCUGGCUAAACAAGACACAUCUUCAUUAACUGAUACUGUCGAGCAAGUUGCACAGCAACAACAAUCACAAACAUCAGAAAUAGAAAAAAACAAAAAAGUUCUGUUCCAUUUGCAGAAUGAACUUCAUGAGCUUAAAACACAAAUAGCAUCUGUCUCUGCAGAAACUAAAGAAACAGAAAGGCAAAUUUAUCAGCAAGAUGCUGCCAUACAGAAUACCAAACUUCAGUGUGGAAACCUGGAAAAUCAAAUCAAAUCCUUACAUACAGAAAAUGUGAAGCUUAAAUUUGACAUAGAGGCAGCACAAGAAGAUUUUGAGGAACAAAUGAUAAGAUAUAAUGAAUACUAUGCAAAAAUAAAAGCACAUAAAGAUAGUUUGAGAGAGGUAGAGAGCAAAUGGUCAUUCAUGACUGAACUCAGUGAGAAACGAGACCUUGUUAAAAAACUAAAGACAAUGAAAGAGGAACUUAUGCAGGAUCUCCAAAAUCCAGAAGGAAACCUGAUGAAACAAGUACAGGACGACAUUACAAACCUAAAGGAUAAAAUUAUAACUAUAAAAGAAUCCAUCAUUGAAAAAACUUGUUUUCUUGAGGAAGAAAAAAAGACACAUGAAAAAUUAAGAAAAGAAAUAGAGGUACAACAUAAGAGAUACGGUGCAAUUCUUAAGCGUUUGCAUUGUCAGGUGAACAAGCUUCAGUCAGAUAGAAGACAAUGGCAAUGGAACAUUCAACAGCUGCAAAAAACUGCAGCUGAACUGAGAAAAUGCAUUGGAACGAAAGAUGAACAUGGCCGUAGGGUAAUGUAGUAUAGGGUAAUGCUGAGCACAGACUAUGCCAUAAAAAUUAUGGGAUAGAAAGGUGAGAAAAUCCUUUGGGUCUUAACAACUGACAUCCACUAUCAGAGGGCUCUCUUAAUGACACAUAUGUUUUCUUUUCUUUGAAUCAGUCAUCUGUUUGCUGAACUGCCUUCCAACCCGAUAAUUGAUAGAAAUAGAGAGACAAUAGGAAGGCUCACAGAAAAAUAGUGAAAGACUCUGUAUGAAUAUUUUGAGUGUAUAAGAUAUAUUGUACUCAUGAAUGCCUGUUUAUAAACAUGUUGCCUUUACUAGCACAUGAAGCAAAAAUUUAGAAGAAAAGAAGCAUUUGAAUUUACAAUGAUUUAAAUUGUUAAGAUAUUUUAAAUGGUUGUCUGUUUCAAACUACCUGCUUUUUUACCCCUGGCUUCAAAGCAGUCCAUAAAUGUUGACAUUUAUAAUAAGGUUGUUAUAUGUUCGAGGCUUCAGAUAUUUACUUAGUUUUUCUCUUUUAUCCAGAAGGUAACAAUCAUUUUUCUUUGCUGUUGGAUGACAUAUUUUUAGACUGGUACAAUGUAUACAAUUUUUUGUUCACUUUUCUGUCUGUAUGUUCUUUCUUACUAUUCUAUAGCUAAAUUGAAUUUAUAACAUCAUGUAAGGCAAACAUACCAGCUCUUAAUGUUAACCAGUGUAGACUAACACAUAUUUUUUCUCAUUGAAAGUCAUAUACUAUGUCCACAGCAACAUACUUGUGCCUUUUAGAAUAAAAGCACUCCUUCUUGUGGCUCCAUUGCAUCAAGUUUUUAGAAGCAGAAACAAAACAUUAAUUAUUGAAGAUAUGGUUUUUAAAUAUUCACUUUUAGGAUUUAAUGAGUUCAAAGCAAUAACAUCAAAACGGUAUCUUAGGUAAAUUUUCUCCUCACCUUUCUAUGUGCAUAAGAUUCAGUAAGAGUAUAGCUGACAUAAAACCUGAUAAUCUUGUUUGCCUAAUAUUAGUAGUCCUAUUAGCAAUUUGCAUGGCUUAUUAUGGCUAACACUUCAAGUGGCUUAUGCUGUAACACAAUCAGCAUUGGCCCAUGACUCAGAACUAGGUUAUUUUCUUUCUUUCUGCUUUUUUUUAGGAUUAGGGUUAGGGUUAGAGUUAGUAGAUCACAGACAUAAAUACAAAAUGCAAAAUUAUAAAACUGCUAGAAGAUAACAUAGGAGAAAGCCUAGCUAACCAUCAGUAUGGUGAUGUCUUUUUUAGAUACAACACCGAAGGCACAACCCAUGAAGGAAAUAAUUGAUAAACUAGACUUCAUUAAAAUCAAAAAUGUCUGCUCUGUAAUAGACACUGUCAAGAGAAUAAGACAAGUUAUAGACUGAAAGAAAAUAUUUGCAAAAGGCAAACCUGAUAAAGAACUGUUAUUCAAAAUAUAAAAUAAACUCUUAAAACUCAACAAUAAGAAA